Messenger RNA from Gymnogyps californianus (California condor), 3167 nucleotides. RefSeq names its product DNA topoisomerase I (gene TOP1). The transcript is spliced from 21 exons. Bases 98 to 2395 code for a protein of 765 amino acids. The record is from RefSeq and is a predicted model, not a curated record. Gene Ontology annotation, biological process: DNA replication; chromosome segregation; DNA topological change. Gene Ontology annotation, molecular function: DNA binding; DNA topoisomerase type I (single strand cut, ATP-independent) activity. Gene Ontology annotation, cellular component: chromosome; nucleolus. NCBI's taxonomy places the organism in Eukaryota, Metazoa, Chordata, Aves, Accipitriformes, Cathartidae.
UCCGUCGCGUCCAGGCUCCGCGCGUCCCCGGCGGCGCGGCUCGGCUCUCCUCGGCUCUCCUCUCCACCGCUCCGUUAGGCCUCCCGUACCGUCCGGCAUGAGCGGGGACCAGCUGCACAACGAUUCCCAGAUCGAGGCGGAUUUCCGAGCGAACGAUUCUCACAAACACAAAGAUAAACACAAAGACCGAGAACACCGGCACAAAGAGCACAAGAAGGACAAGGAAAAAGACCGGGAAAAGUCCAAGCACAGUAAUAGUGAGCACAAAGAUUCCUCGGAAAAGAAACACAAAGACAAGGAGAAAACCAAACACAAAGAUGGCAGCUCAGAGAAACACAAAGACAAACACAAAGAUAAAGACAAGGAGAAGAGAAAGGAAGAGAAGAUGAAAUCAUCUUCUGGUGAUAUAAAAAUAAAGAAGGAAAAGGAAAAUGGUUUCUCCAGUCCACCACGUAUUAAAGAUGAACCAGAUGAUGAUGGGUUUUAUGCGUCUCCUAAAGAGGACUCCAAACCCCUGAAGAGGCCUCGAGAAGAUGAUGAUGCUGAGUACAAACCCAAGAAAAUCAAAACAGAAGACAUCAAGAAAGCAAAGAAAAGGAAACAAGAGGAAGAAGAGGACAGCAAAGCAAAGAAAGCUAAGAGCAAAGAUAAAGUCUCUGAAGCGGACAAGAGAAAGAAGCCGAAAAAAGAAGAGGAGCAAAAAUGGAAAUGGUGGGAAGAAGAGCGCUACCCCGAAGGCAUUAAAUGGAAGUUCCUAGAGCACAAAGGUCCUGUAUUUGCUCCACCAUAUGAACCUCUGCCUGAAAAUGUCAAGUUUUAUUAUGAUGGUAAAGUCAUGAAGCUGAGUACCAAAGCAGAAGAAGUUGCCACAUUCUUUGCAAAAAUGCUUGAUCAUGAGUACACUACAAAGGAGAUCUUCAGGAAAAACUUUUUCAAAGACUGGAGGAAGGAAAUGACCUCUGAAGAGAAGAGCACUAUCACCAACCUCAGCAAGUGUGACUUCACCCACAUGAGUCAGUAUUUCAAAGCUCAGACGGAAGCUAGGAAACAGAUGUCCAAGGAGGAGAAACAGAAAAUCAAAGAUGAGAAUGAGCGGCUAUUGAAGGAAUAUGGUUACUGCGUGAUGGACAACCACAAGGAGAGGAUUGCCAACUUUAAGAUUGAACCCCCAGGUCUCUUCCGAGGUCGUGGGAACCAUCCCAAAAUGGGCAUGUUGAAGAGACGCAUCAUGCCAGAAGACAUCAUCAUUAACUGCAGCAAGGAUUCCAAGAUCCCUCCCCCUCCACCAGGACACAAAUGGAAGGAGGUCCGGCAUGAUAACAAGGUUACCUGGCUGGUGUCAUGGACCGAGAACAUCCAAGGCUCUAUCAAAUACAUCAUGUUGAACCCUAGCUCAAGAAUUAAGGGUGAGAAGGACUGGCAGAAGUAUGAGACAGCUCGGAGGUUGAAGAAAUGUGUAGAUAAAAUCCGAAAUCAGUAUCGAGAAGACUGGAAAUCCAAAGAGAUGAAAGUACGGCAGAGGGCUGUGGCGCUGUACUUCAUUGAUAAACUUGCCCUGAGAGCUGGUAAUGAAAAAGAAGAAGGAGAGACAGCUGACACCGUGGGCUGCUGCUCUCUGAGAGUAGAACAUAUCAAGCUGCAUCCUGAACUGGAUGGCCAGGAAUACGUGGUUGAGUUCGACUUCCUCGGAAAAGACUCUAUCCGAUACUACAACAAAGUCCCUGUUGAGAAGAGGGUGUUUAAGAAUCUUCAGCUGUUCAUGGAGAACAAGCAGCCCGAGGAUGACCUCUUUGACCGCCUCAAUACCAGUAUCUUAAAUAAACACCUUCAAGACCUUAUGGAGGGACUGACAGCCAAGGUAUUCCGUACUUACAAUGCCUCUAUCACGCUACAGCAGCAGCUCAAGGAGCUCACUAAUCCGGACGACAACAUCCCAGCGAAGAUCCUUUCCUAUAACCGUGCCAACAGAGCGGUUGCCAUUUUGUGUAACCACCAGAGGGCUCCGCCAAAGACCUUCGAGAAGUCCAUGAUGAACCUGCAGAGCAAGAUCGAUGCCAAGAAGGAGCAGUUAGCUGAUGCCAGGAGAGAACUGAAAAGCGCCAAAGCUGAUGCCAAGGUCCGGAGGGAUGAGAAGUCUAAAAAGACAGUGGAGAGCAAGAAGAAAGCAGUGCAGAGGAUUGAGGAGCAACUGAUGAAGCUGGAGGUUCAGGCUACAGAUAGGGAGGAGAACAAGCAGAUCGCUUUGGGCACCUCCAAACUCAACUAUCUGGAUCCCAGGAUCUCCGUUGCUUGGUGUAAGAAGUGGGGAAUUCCUAUAGAGAAGAUUUAUAACAAAACCCAGCGAGAGAAAUUUGCCUGGGCUAUCGACAUGGCAGAAGAAGACUAUGAGUUUUAACCUGUUUUUAAUGAGCUGAAUUUUAUGGGAAAAAAAGGGGGAGUAGCCUGGUUUUUAGGGAGAUUGAUAAACUGUGAGCCUUACUUGUCCUUGGAUGCUGGGGAAGGGGGAGGAAAGGGGCAAGUGAGCAUCAGAUAAAACAGCCAACAUCUUGCAGAAAGCAUAACCUGGAAAUAUCCUAAAGGAGCUGAGCCAGUUGUCCUAUGGACAACUUAUUUAAAAAUGUUUCAGAGAUCCAAAUUCUAGCUGUCUGGUUUGUGUGGUUUUUCUCUUGAGGCAGGGCAAGUGGAUGGGGGAUUUGUCAACCUUCCGCCAGGCAAAUUCACCAUCACACUGAGAGCGUGGGAAUCUUUAGCUACUGUAUACAAAAUCCAAUUAUAUUGGUGCGUUUUUACAGUUAGGGUUUUGCAAUAACUUCUAUAUUUUAAUAGAAAAUGGACUCCUUAACCCCUGCCCUUCCCCUCCCCCUCCCGCCCCAUUUCAGAAUUUAACAAAUAAACAAAAUUUAAGAAACCCAACGCACCUGUUACAGCUGUCACUAUAGUCAUGGAAAUACCCAAAUCUUUUUCAAUUUGUCACUUGGAACAGUCGUGGCAUUGGAACAUGAAUUACAAAUAUCCACCACAUUUGUUCAGAGCAAAGCGUGAUGGGAAAUCGGCCUCCUGACUUGAGUGUUCCUUUUUUAAAUGUGAAUUUUUAUUUCUUUUAAUUAUUUUAAAAUAUUUAAACAGGUUUUUUUUCUUCUUGAUCUUAAAGAUCGUGUAGGUUUGGG